AUGGCCACUCUUGUCUUUUUUUCGGUGAGGGAAUCGGCCCAGGCCACCACGAGGCGGUGUUUUAGGGGCCUGGCUAAAGCAGGACACUCUCAGUCGUCGGUACCCGCCACUCACAGCCCCGUGGUGGCACUGCUUCCGGGAGUGAGGUGGUUCUCCAGGGGCACCGCCGCGCGCCUCGUGCCCCAUGGGACUUCCGGAGGGUCAGCCGCUGGGCGAGGCGGAGGAGGGGGGGGCGCCCUGGCUCUCAGCGGGGCCGCGGUGGUCGCCGCCGCCGCGGCCGUGGCGGGGUUCAUGGCCAACGCCGGCCACUUCCAGCGGGCGGAGAUGGCGUCCAGGGUGUCCCCGGCCGAGGAGGACGAGCCGGACGGGGACAUAGCGAAGAGGUGCAAAGCCUUCAUGUCCCCUCCGGUGACCGACGUCAACGUGCUCCAGGGUCGGAAGGAGGAGAUGAGCACGAGAAUGGAGAUGCUGAUCAUGGAGACGCAGGCCGAGUUUUGCAAAGCCCUAGAAGAGGUGGACGGUGGGACGUUCAAGGUAGACCGGUGGCAGAGAAAAGAAGGUGGAGGAGGAAUCAGCUGCGUGAUGCAGGACGGAAAGGUGUUUGAGAAGGCGGGGGUCAACGUGUCCGUGGUGUUCGGGAACCUGACGGAGGAAGCCGCAAAGCAGAUGAGGAGCAGAGGGAAAGUCCUCAAAGGGAAAGAUGGAAAGCUGCCGUUUUGUGCCAUGGGCGUGAGCUCCGUCAUCCACCCCAAGAACCCCCACAUCCCCACAGUGCACUUCAACUACAGAUACUUUGAGAUUGAGGAGGCGGAUGGCUCUAAGCAGUGGUGGUUUGGUGGAGGAACAGACCUGACGCCGGUUUAUAUUGAUAAAGAAGACGCCUUCCACUUCCACAACACCCUGAAGGAGGCCUGCGACAAGCACCACCCGCAGUACUACCCCGACUUCAAGAAAUGGUGUGACAGAUACUUCUACGUCCGCCACAGAGGAGAGACCCGCGGCAUCGGAGGCAUCUUCUUCGACGACCUGGACUCUCCCAGCCAGGAGGAGGCCUUCCGCUUCGUGACGAGCUGCGCUCGCACCGUGGUGCCCUGCUACCUCCCCAUCGUCCACAAGCACCUGGACCACCGCUUCACCGACGAGGAGAAGCACUGGCAGCAGGUCCGGCGGGGGAGAUACGUGGAGUUCAACCUGGUGUACGACCGGGGGGUGAAGUUCGGCCUGGCCACGCCGGGCUCCAGGAUCGAGAGCAUCCUCAUGUCCCUCCCCCUCACUGCCAGGUGGGAGUACAUGCACGAGCCCGCCAAAGGCACCAGGGAGGCCGAGAUGCUGGAGGUGCUGAGGAACCCGAAGGAGUGGGUGUGAGCUGGGCCCCAAAACAGACAAAGAAACCCCCCAAGAGCCCUCAGUCCCGACUGACAAGAUCUUAAUUUCCCAGCGGGUUUAAUCUACGGCCUUACUCAGCAGUUUGAGAGAAGAGCAGGCCCGCUGAUCCCCUCCCUCUCUCUGUGCUUAAACCUUUUUAAAUCAGCCUUCUUGAAACUUCACCAAACCUCAGACACAGUUUGGCUCUGCUGUCCACAGCGAAAUAAGCUCCGUUCCCCACCCUCACCGUCAGGAGGCAAAAACAAAUGUAACAUCGCAGGCGACCUGCUUCCAGGUCAUCCCUCUGAUGAAUUACUCCUUUUAGAAAGAGUUUUCUUUCCUUUCCUUUUUUUUUCCUAUGCCGGAGAUGAAAUUGGCUCACUCUACUUGAAGAUGUCCGGAGUUGCACUCUCUCCUGCACGUAAUGAAGCACUGAGGGGAAAGAGAGGCAAACCGAGUCAUUCUGUAUGUCCCCGCUGUUAUUUAUCAAUAAAUCUAGUUUUGACAUGCACUUCUCAGAGCAGGGAUUUUUUUUUGACAAUCGUAGCUGCGAAGGAUGAAUUGCCUCCAGUUUAGUUUGGUUAUUCAGUUUUUUCCCCCUCUGGAAGGAGGUUAAUGAGUCACCUGCUGCUUUAUCUGAACAUGGGCAAACAAUACCGUUGGUUUAGUUGCUUUUUCUUCGAUCAUCAUGUUUGACUUUAGGUGGACAGAGCAUGUAAGUUAAUUUUCCAUCAUAUUUGAGGUUUUCAGAAAUCCUUGGUAUGAUCCUGGUUAGUGAGAAAUCGUUGAAAUCCAACAGGAAAAGUAAAAUUAUCCCUGAAAGCACAGA
Molecule: messenger RNA, 2194 nt
Organism: Menidia menidia (Atlantic silverside)
Lineage: Eukaryota; Metazoa; Chordata; Actinopteri; Atheriniformes; Atherinopsidae
Source: the annotation of a GenBank genome assembly